Trichobilharzia regenti is the source of this 5451-nucleotide messenger RNA. Lineage: Eukaryota; Metazoa; Platyhelminthes; Trematoda; Strigeidida; Schistosomatidae. The record is from the annotation of a GenBank genome assembly.
GUUCAAUUCAACUUACAUCGCUGCACAUCGAUAAGAUGAUUGAGAAACAUUGUCUGAUACUGGCGUUUGUUUGGACGUUGUUUCAAUUGUCUGACGUCCUGUGCAAUGAAAUAUCUCCGGCUGAAAGAAUUGGUCUCUAUAUUCUGGGUGAACUAGACAAGCUGAUCGAGGAAUACAGUGAACUCUACGGCCGUUACAAGACCGCUGAAUGCGUAGCAUUCUUGGCAGUCAGAUCACCAGAAAUCAGUUGGACUAUGAAGGAAUUUAACAAUGUUAUACGCGACACCAAGUUCCAGAUAUUUGCGAACACGAGCGUGGAUUAUCUGAAUAAACUGACGAAAGACUUCUGUUGGAAGAAUGUGAACGGAUUUUCUGGAGUAUACAGUGUCAGUUUAGAUACCAUUGAAUAUGUUUAUUCGCUACAUUCCCAUACUGUUUUUGAAAACAUUGGCCACAAACUGGGGAACAUGGAACCAAAAAUUGACCUGACUACAGUCUUCACUGACCUCGUUAACUCUCUUCGCGAUGCAUGGAUGGCUAGAAAGGAACUGCUUAUCACAACAGCUAUGUACUAUAAAACUAUGAAUAUGGCGGAGAAUCACGACAUCGAUUAUGAAAAUGAACACAUUGAAGAAGACUUGGGAGAAAUCAUUGAAGUGGAAUUUGUCAAAUCAAGAGGGACUGUUGAGCAGAAGUGUCAGAAUAUGUUAGGAAUGCAAAUAGAUAAAAAUAGUUUCAUUUGAUGGUUUGUCUGGAUGGGGAGUUAACUACACUGAACAGUCUCCUCCAUGUGUGUUCAAUACAUCUUUAUUUCCGUCUGUGUUUGUUGGGAAAAAGUUGAAUCGGUAAUUUGUUGACGGAGUUCAAAUUUGCUAAUCCUUUCUAGCCAGCCAUUUGACAUUCGGCAUCCAACCAUUGAAGGUGACUGGUGAUAAACGUCUGCAGUGAUUUGUCGGAAAUGGUUUUGGUGACACACUUUUAAAUCUAUGUGACAAUGAACGUUAAUCGUCCACGCUGUUCAAGUCUGUUCUGUAGUCAGGGGAGAAUUUACUUUGAACCCCUCAAAAAUGUCUCAUCAACUGGCACUAACAACACAACCUGAGAGCUGGAGAACACCUUACUUCCGAUUCUCUGACAAUAAUAAUAAUUAUCAUUCCUUCACGUUCCCCAGUGGAACAUGAGGCUUCAGGCUAGCGACUUAAGGUUUCUGUAGCAGUAUUUGAUUUUACAGGAUGGGGUUGCUAGCCUCACGCCCAACCUUUCCUCUUCACCAGCAUUACUUCUGGCUUAGCGACGUAAAGAAGUGCGUCCGUGGCCAAGGAUCGAACCCCAGACUAUGUGCAUGGUCGGCGAGCGUCUUAACCGCCAUGCCACCGACGCACUUGACAAUACGCAACUCAUACCUUCCUUGGACAAAGCAGCUGCUCACAAUCUACGAGAUUUCACUAGUUCUCCAACUGAUGUCAAGUAACGAUGUAAACUUGACUUACAUCCAUUUUCUCUCGCAAUCACUUUGUAGGUGAAUAUGGAUCAGAUGUCCCAUCUCACCACCUAAUCACUUGACCGCGUGUUCUAUUCCGAGACGAUGUACACUUCGCCUAGUGCACCAGUGCAUAGUAAACGUGUGCCUGAAGGUUAACAAAUUUAUGCCAUUGAAACAACGCCUCUUCUUGUGAAACGUCCAGAGUUCAAGUUCCCUGCAGUCACAUGUUCCACUCAGUACUCAUGGCAGGCGAAAUAGAAAUUUUCUUGUACCUCAUAGCAUUUGAAUCCAUUCGCCUCCUUUAUACCUUGAUCCCUUUCAACAAUUUCUAUCAUUUACCUCAUAUUUUUUUCUCAGCCACCAAAACAUUAUUGAAGCAAACAAAUCACAAAAAUGUACCAAAGUCUGAAUUCGGCCGUGCUCUUGCUCAACUGAAAUCUGAAGUACAGAAGCUUGAGAAGCACAGAAUCGACAGGCUUCACAGUAAGUUCACUCAAAUUUCACUCAUAUAAUAAUGAAUACACUUGUGUUUAGCACAGUCGCACUUGACUAUUGUGAAUAAAGCUCUCGAUGCAAUGAUACGAGAGGCUUCUCAUGAUUUUGGUAAGUGAUUCAGAGAGGCUAUUUACUUGCAAUUCACUUUGUUGUGAGAUAAAUAUUUAACUGCAUCGCGAUUAUUAGUAUCAUUACUAUCGUUAUUAUUCAUUCAUGCAUUCCUUAAGUUCUUAGGGGAGGGAAUAUAAAGCAUGAGAUGUUUACUUCUCUCUAGUGACCUGGAUUCAUGGCAUCUUUAAGUAUUCUAAACUGACCACUACCACAAGGUUUCACUCCCUACUCAUAUAGUUUUCUCAACGUCACUUUAGGAAGACAUGCCAACACGUCUCUUCCUAUUUAGACUCCACUGGAGCGAUUCAUAUGUUUGAUGUCAGUCAGUGGUCUUCUUAGAUAACAUCUAAUCCCUCUCCAUUUUCUUUAGAACAUUUAUUAAGUGAUAUGUUCGAUGACAGAGCUGCUCACUGCUGAUGCUUUCUAACCGACCAUCUAAUCUUCAAUAUGGUGAUAUCAAAGUCAGGUGUUGAUAAAAGUCUGCAAUAGCCUGUUGGAAGUGAUUUUUGUUGCAUUCAGAAUUCCUGACGCAUGCAGAAAAAUUCUCUAAAUAAUAAUGUUGAAAAUUCGAAUCAUGUUGUUAGUGCUGAGUAGUGCAGUAGAUUUUCACACUAACCUUUGACCACUGAAGGCUUGUGUCACCUUUCCGACUCGGGUUUUGAAAUCGCUAUCCAUCCCUCCCAUAGUUGAAAGAAACUAUUUAUUUUAGAUCUCUCUCUCUCCCUCCGAUGGUGACUGUUGAAUGCUGUCGUUAGCUGGCUAUCGUCAGCUGGCUUAUAUCCCUCUUAAGAUGCCUGAAAUCUGGUUUCUCAUGCAUAUCUCAACACAUACAUCUGAAUUUGUCCGAGAAUGAGGCAUAACUCUUCUGUGAGACCUAAAUAAUUCCCCACCAGUUCGAUGUAUUACGGUCUUCUCAUUCCUCACGGUCUCUUACACAUCUUAGUCAUCCAUGACCGCGAAAGUAUUCUACGAUAGCCGUUAGCCUUGUCCUACUCCUAUCCCCACUUCAAAUGCUUCGAUGAGUAAUGAUAAUUGAAUAACCUGGGAUGCGACUGGUGUCGUACAUGAAGUUUGAACAUGUUUGCGGCACCACACUUUCUAGUGUGAUGCGCAGUCGAUGAUGUUGAUGGUCUUCUUCUUUCAAAGUCGUCAUUCUAGCCUGUGAUCAAUAACAAUGCUAAGUGUUGUAAUUUGCUCCGUGAAUGACCUCCAUUGUCUGAAUCCAUCAUGUUUGAAGUGGAUUUUCAAUCUACAGAACAUCUUUUGGUCUCUCAAAGAUGAUGUUGCAUUUGGGUCCUCAUUGGCAUUGCUUUUCACAUACUCCAUCUGAUUUCGAACGUAUUCCUAUAUAUUUCUGGUCUUUAAGACGUAUGAAUUUGUCGUACAAUCGGCGUUGACUGAAAGUUAUAUGUUUGUUGGGGGAUAUUUCUUGACGAGUUGUCUGCAGUGAUGAAUAUAAGAGUCGUAUGAGGUAAUUAUUUUUAGAGUUCCCCUAGUUAACCUAUUCUGUGUAACUGUAUCCCCUUCACUACCUUUCACUGUCUUCGUCUGCGUUGACCUCUUCCCAGACAGCCAAUUGUAUUUCGCUCUAAAAACCCACAAUUCAAUGAGGGUGUUCCUGUUGAAUAUAUUGUCCAAUUGCUGAGAGGGACUCACAUGCCAAGAUUUAUCAUCCAACAAUGCUGGAAGACAUUUCCCUUUGAUUGAAUCGGUGACACUAUUCAAGCUACAAAACGACCUCAACAAUUUCUUCGGGUAGCUAUUAGAGUCAAAAGAUUUCCCAGGUAAAAAGACGUCCUGUACAGCGAAAUUAACUCUCCAACCACAAACUCAGGAUAUCUGAUAAUCGGUAGGAUUAUUCUCAGUAAGAUCGGACUGAAGCUCUGUCUGAAAUAGUCAAAUAGAACAAAACACACUUCUCAGGUCGGCAAUUCAAGGUCACGAAUUUACAUUCGUUAGAACACCACAACAGAAUUAUCUCUGCCCUCCAUCUUCGCAACUCUUCAGUGGUAUGCCCUCAUGAUCAUCCAUACACAUGGCCUAACCCAGCAACUUGAGGUUACGAAUCAAGCCCCUUGACGUUUCAACCACUGAGGUGGAAUAAAACGACCGACUUAUGCAUUCUAACUUCUGUCAAUCCAAAACCACAAACUAACUGUGAAAAGAUACGACAUGUCUCCUUUCAAAUCCAUUUGUAUGUCGAGAAUUAAAGGCAUCAAUUCGAUUAGAAAAAUGUAGAAAUAUUCAACAGUGGAAAUUCUGAGAACGAAGCUACGUAAUUUCCAGAAGCCCAGGACUCAUUCAACGAUUAACACACAUAAUACUACAAACCGAAUUUACCAACCAAGCAUCACAAUUAAAUCGAAUGCAUCAGAAAUUUGGGGUAUAUAUUGCCAUCACCAGCCAAUGCAAUCAGUGAGCAUCUAUCCCCACAUCCCACUUGGUCAAUCCCAUCUGACAUAACUUCUUACUCACGAGUACUCCAGAAAACUCCACCCCCGAGUUAGUCAGUCGCUAGUGUUAACAGUAGAUUGUUACUUUCUGAAAUUCGCAAACUUGUAUCAAGUUUCACCACGGAGGGACAUCAGUUAGAGAAACAGUUAAAACUAGCUGGGAGUGCUGAACAGCUGGCUGUUUCCUCCUUGGCUGGUGCUCAUUAGCAGUACGCACCGCCCGAGGUCCCACCUCAACGCCUCUUGGUUACACGUCAAUCUCGUCAACCAAUCUACCUCAUGAAUUCUAACUUCCAACACUUCAUCAUGUUUUGUGUGACCACCACUUGAAACAAAUAAAACCCACAAUCCUCGAAAAUUAAUCUAAUACUCGGUGGUGACUGGUCACAGGACGAAGUUGUCUGAAGUUUUGGUUAGCAGUCGUGACCAAGAGUGUUCAGCCAGUAGGGAGUGUGGACAGAUAUUCAGCAGUCGUGAGAAAAUCACGGACUCGUAGAAUUUAGAAUUCACGGAUUGACCGCUGGGCUAGGUUCUGGAGAUGAAUGUUCAACGAUUUUCCCUUGUUCACCGAAGGGUCCUGGGUUCGAACCACAGUGAUUUGUGUACUCCUGAUGAGUCCGAAACCUGAUCGAAACAGCCAGCUCUCCGGCAUUCUCAUCUGGUUUCCAGUGCUUCUUUAACCGAUAUCAAUCCGUUGUCAAUUUUGAAACAAGACAGAAUGCCUGUAAAUUGGCUCUUCAAAAUUCUGUGAAUGCACUACAGUAUGUAUAAAUAUGACUCCAUCUUUUUUCACAGGUGCGAAAAACAAAUGAAACACGGUGGACAUGGAGUGUUCAUAAACUGAUAAAAUUUUACUCUCUGGUGAUGGUGUGUUACUAAUUCAUAUUAAUAAACACUUUUUCUUUCUUA